GUGUAGUGGCUUUAAAUAUGUAGAUAAUGUCGACCAUUGGAGAUCACUUCGCUCUUUCGACUUAUCCUCUUCAGUCAUUCUUUCCUGUAUCCCUUCAGUUUCAUUAGCACUUUUGAUCGAGACUCACUGUAUCUUCAUACCUUCUUUGCGUACUAUCUCUACGACUCGAACAGCUUCAGAUCUUCAAGAUGGCGGGUGAUAAUGGCAUCUAUCCCUACACCCCCAGCAAGCCGGCCUGUCUAAUUGCAGCUGGACUUUUCGGACUAAGUGCCGUAUACCAUCUUUUCCUGUUGAUUCGAUCAAGAGCUUGGUUCUAUACCUCCUUCGUUGUCGGUGCUUUGAUGAUGACAGCAGGAUACAUCUUCCGCUUCAUUUCCGCUGGGUCUCCCGCCGACCUAGGGCCUUACAUCGGGCAGUCCUUGUUCAUUAUCCUGCCUCCCUCGCUUUAUGCCGCCACGAUCUAUAUGAUAUACGGCCGACUCGUCCUCUUCGUCAACGCCACAGAGGCUUCGAUCAUCCGCCCAACACUGGUUACGAAGGUGUUCGUUUGCGGAGACGUGGUUUCGUUUUUCAUGCAAGCUGGCGGCGGUGGCAUGAUGGCACAAUCCAGCAUGGCGGAUAUGGGACAAAAGAUCAUGCUGCUUGGUCUCUUCGUCCAACUCCUCUUUCUCGGAUUCUUCCUCUGCAUCUCGCUGGUAUUCUGGAAACGCAUGUCGAAGUCGCCGAAGCAGUACGCUAUCCCGCAGUACGGCAAGCACGCAUGGGACAAACUCCUGAAGAUGGUGUUGGGCGCUGCGGUGAUCAUCAUCCUGCGAUGCAUCUUUCGUGUCAUCGAAUUCGCGCAAGGACACAACGGCUACCUCGUCAGCCACGAGAUAUAUAUGUACAUCUUUGACGCGGCGCCCAUGUUGGGUGUACAGAUCAUGAUGCACUUUGUAUACGCGGCGGAAGUUUUCGGCCGCGGACAGGGGACGUACUUCGUUUCUCGCAUCCGCGGACAUCAUAGAGCAAUCAAACUCUUGUCUUCUCCAAGUACCACGGUUUCGCCACAGUCACCCUAG
Macroventuria anomochaeta is the source of this 1061-nucleotide messenger RNA. Its product is annotated as RTA1-domain-containing protein. The coding region runs from base 189 to 1061 and encodes 290 amino acids. The record is from RefSeq and is a predicted model, not a curated record. NCBI's taxonomy places the organism in Eukaryota, Fungi, Ascomycota, Dothideomycetes, Pleosporales, Didymellaceae. Gene Ontology annotation, cellular component: membrane. The transcript has 3 exons.